Molecule: messenger RNA, 924 nt
Organism: Zygosaccharomyces rouxii
Lineage: Eukaryota; Fungi; Ascomycota; Saccharomycetes; Saccharomycetales; Saccharomycetaceae
Gene: ATG5
Product: Atg5p
Exons: 1
Coding region: 1-924 (307 amino acids)
Biological process (GO): autophagosome assembly; cellular response to nitrogen starvation; autophagy of mitochondrion
Cellular component (GO): phagophore assembly site membrane; Atg12-Atg5-Atg16 complex; cytoplasm
Source: RefSeq, a predicted model, not a curated record
AUGUGCGUUAACGCACUACCAAGGGAAAAGGCUGGGACAACAAUGAAUAUGGAUCAGAUUAGGGAAUUGGUAUGGAGUGGUGCCAUUAAUGUGCAGAUAAAUGUCAAGCAAUCGUUACUGUUAAAUGAGGUGUCUCACAAAGAAUCGCUGGUUAAUGUUAGAAUACCGAGAGAUACAUAUCUAGUGCUAUAUCUACCGGCCAUCGUGAGCCAUCUACGAAACAGUUUGAAAAUUGAUCCCAAUGGUAAUGAUGGCGGUACGUAUUGGUUUGAAUUUGAGGACGUGCCGCUGUUUUGGAACUAUCCUUUGGGGGUUUUAUACGAUUCUAUGUUAGCGUUGAAUCCGCCUGGUAGAGUUAGUAGAGAUACUGAGAAUUCAAUUAAUGUCUGGAAAAUUGAGUUGGCAUAUGGAUCUAAUCCACCAGCAGGUGUAAUUCCACUAAUAAAUGGAAUUGAUCAGAUAAAAAGCUAUUGGAUGCACCAGUGGAAACAAAGUUGUUAUAUAUUAAAUGGAUCAGCUAAACAAGUUAUGUCAUUAUCAAUGCAAGACUCUCAGCAGUUUUGGGGGAGUAUCUUGAACAGAGAUAGAACUAAUUUUGGCCGUAUAUCCUCUAAGAUAAUACCAAAGAGACCAAAAUUUAUACCAAUAAUACUGCAUCAAACUCUACCCGAUAUAAAGAGAAUUCAACUUUCAGCGACCGAAUGCAAAGAUGAUGGAUCCCUACAGACUGUGGCCGACUUAGCUAAAAUUCAAUUUCCCGAAUUCUUCCAGGACAACCAAGUUUUAAUGAAGGCGGUUUCCAAUGGUAUUGAAGUGCCGCUACAUUCUAACGUAUUUGAAUUGUACCAAAGAUUAAUGAGUUUCGAUGGAUUUCUGCACGUAUGUAUCUGUCUGGUGUCAAAUGAUGAAUAUGGGGAAGCCUAA